UAUAUGUCUCGUCCAGAAUGAAUAGACACUGGACACUGAACAGCCGGAAAUGAACCAUCUAGGAACGCCAAACGUGUUUAGUCUCCCAAAAUAUACUGUAUAAGUUUUGCCCAAAUAGUCGAACUUCAGUGGAAAUCAAAGCUUUUGUUGUAGGCCUGUACUCCGGCCGCCCUUCCUCAGCCGCACGUCAAUGUUGCUCUCCUCCUUCAAACCCGUCGUGUGUUGCCUCCCCUCAAGCUCCAGAUCACGCCUCACCCCCGUCGAUGCCACGCCCGCUUCAAAUCUGCGUCUAAAUAGCCAUGUUUCUUCUUUUUCUCAUCAGAACAUUCAAUAUGAAACCCCAAUGAUCAUCUCUAGAAGAGAUAUUAUGUCAGUUAUGUGGCUAGCAGCCUCUGGGCUCUUCACUCCCAUGGCUAAACCAGCCAAGGCACUGGAACUAGAAGAAGCAAAUUUGAAGAAGAGCCCCUUUUCACAGUUUCUUGAAGCUAUUAAGGACAAAGUUGGGCUAUCAAUGCCAAAAUCAGAUGUUGAUGACAAUGAACUAAAAACAGGGGCUGAGACUAGAGAGUUAUCAAAGCUAAAGACUGAAGGGGAUGAUGUGUAGAAGAAGCCAGCUUUUGUCGAUGGUAAGUUGGAUAUAUCAAAACCAAACAUUGAAGGUGGUGAGCCGAAAUCAGCGAAGAAAAUCGAAAGCUAGAAUCCUAGGAUUGAAUGGUUGAAUGCUACCGUACUUUAUCA
This is a messenger RNA of Cuscuta europaea, 738 nucleotides long. Lineage: Eukaryota; Viridiplantae; Streptophyta; Magnoliopsida; Solanales; Convolvulaceae. The record is from the annotation of a GenBank genome assembly.